GAGGCCUGUUCAUCCUUACUCUGCUGCUGUCGGGAUGGAGAUGGCGUGCUGCAGAAGGAGGGAGGAGAUGAACAACGACAAUGAGACGGCGCUGCACUGCGCUGCCCAGUACGGCCACACCGAGGUGGUGAAGGUCCUGCUGGAGGAGCUGACCGACCCCACCAUGCGCAACAACAAGUUCGAGACCCCUCUGGACCUGGCCGCGCUCUACGGGAGGCUGGAGGUCGUGAAGAUGCUCUUGAACGCUCACCCCAAUCUCUUAAGUUGCAACACCAAGAAACACACUCCCCUGCACUUGGCGGCUAGGAAUGGGCACAAAACAGUGGUCCACGUCCUCCUGGAUGCUGGCAUGGACAGCAACUAUCAGACUGAAAAAGGCAGUGCUUUGCACGAAGCUGCUUUGUUUGGCAAGACAGAUGUGGUACAAAUAUUGCUGGCUGCAGGUAUUGAUGUCAACAUAAAGGAUAACAGAGGCCUGACAGCUCUGGAUAUUGUGCGGGAGCUUCCUUCUCAGAAAAGCCAACACAUAGCAGCUCUCAUUGAAGAUUACACGAUUGGGAAGAAAAGUGCCAAAGCUGUGGAGAAGACUGUUCCAGCCCCACUUGUUCCAGCCCCCGAUCCCGUCUGCCGGGUGUCUCAGGGUGACGUGGAGAAAGCAGUUACAGAACUGAUCAUCGACUUUGAUGUGAACCCAGAAGAGGAGAGCCCCUAUGAAGCUUUAUACAACGCGACGUCCUGCCACUCCCUGGACAGCCUGGCCAGCGGGAGGUCUUCUGACCGGGAGUCUGUCAGCAAGGAAGGGGAGUCUACGGGUCCCAAAGCAGCGGGAGUCAGGCCUAGAGAGCGUCCACCCCCGCCUGCCAAGCCACCGCCCGAUGAAGAGGAGGAGCAGCAUGUAGAGAAGAAGAUAGGCCAUGGUGCUUCCUCUGAGGCCUCUGUUGCACGAGGAAAGAGCAAGGGCAGCGGAGCUGAGGAAGAGGAACACCCUUACGAGCUGUUGCUCACAGCAGAAACGAAAAAGCCGGUUGCAGUGGACAGGAAAACAAAAGACCACAGGAGGAGCAGUGGCAGCCGCAGCCAGGACUCCGCCGACGGCCAGGACAUCCAGGUUCCAGAGCAGUUUUCAGGGUUGCUUCACGGCUCUUCCCCGAUCUGUGAGAUAAGCGAGGACCCUUUCAGGCUGGUUUCCUCCGCGGAGAAAGGAGGGACGGAAGCUCCCGGCCACCCACCUGCUAUGCAGCUGGAGGAUGCUGACUUACCUGCCCCUGGACCAGCACGGACCAGCUCUCCGGACCAAAACCAGAAAGUUAUCUACGCCACCGUCCAGCACACGCACGUCACCCGGGCGGAUCCCGAGGCUGUAGUCACGCCCCACGUGCUCCAGCACCCCGGCGGUGCCGAGGAAGAGGGGGACAGAGCUGUGGGCAGAGCCCACCCGGGGAACAAGCCCAAAGCCGAGCUCAAACUCAGCCGCAGCUUGUCCAAGUCGGACUCGGAUCUCCUGACCUGCUCUCCCACGGAGGACGAUGCCAUGGGGAGCCGCAGCGAAUCCCUCUCCAACUGCAGCACCGGGAAGAAGAGGCUGGAGAAGUCCCCGUCCUUCGCCUCGGAGUGGGACGAGAUUGAGAAAAUCAUGAGUUCCAUCGGCGAAGGCAUCGACUUCUCUCAGGAGCAGCAGAGGAUCUCAGGUUCGCGGAUGCUGGAGCAGAGCGUCGGGGAGUGGCUGGAGUCCCUGGGCCUGCAGCAGUACGAGAGUAAGCUGCUUUUGAACGGCUUUGACGAUGUCCGCUUCCUGGGCUGUAAUGUCAUGGAAGACCAGGACCUUCGGGACAUCGGGAUCGGUGACCCGCAGCACCGGCGGAAGCUGCUCCAGGCUGCUCGCUCCCUCCCCAAGUUGAAACCCCUGGGCUGCGAUGGGAACAGCCAGCCUUCGGUUCCCGCCUGGCUCGACUCCCUGGGGCUGCAGGAUUACAUCCAGUCCUUCCUGUCGAGUGGCUACAGCUCUAUUGACACUGUGAAAAACCUCUGGGAGCUUGAAAUAGUGAACGUGCUGAAAGUGAAUCUGCUCGGCCAUCGGAAGAGGAUCAUCGCCUCCCUGGCAGACAGACCCUACGAGGAGCCACCAGCAAAGCCGCCGCGGUUCUCGCAGCUGAGAUGCCAGGACUUGAUGUCCCAGACAUCAUCACCCCUGAGCCAGAACGACUCCUGCACGGGCAGAUCAGCCGAUCUCCUGCUGCCCUCCGGGGACACCGGGAAGAGGCAACACGACCACGGCACCGACGUUACUCCCUACUCCAGAGCCGAGCGCUACAAAGCACAGGAGGACCGUCGGGAGUCAAAGCUGACCCUGCGCCCCCCCAGCCUGGCUGCCCCCUACGCCCCAGUCCAAAACUGGCAGCAUCAGCCCGAGAAGCUCAUCUUCGAGUCCUGCGGGUACGAGGCCAACUACUUGGGCUCCAUGUUGAUCAAAGACCUCCGCGGGACAGAGUCUACGCAGGACGCCUGCGCCAAGAUGAGGAAAUCCACAGAGCAUAUGAAGAAGAUCCCAACCAUAAUACUGUCCAUCACGUACAAGGGGGUGAAGUUCAUCGAUGCCUCUAACAAGAAUGUCAUUGCUGAGCACGAGAUCCGGAACAUCUCCUGCGCCGCUCAGGACCCCGAGGAUCUCUGCACGUUCGCCUACAUCACCAAGGACCUGCAGACCAGCCACCACUACUGCCACGUCUUCAGCACCGUGGAUGUGAACCUGACGUACGAGAUCAUCCUCACGCUGGGGCAGGCGUUCGAGGUCGCCUACCAGCUGGCCCUCCAGGCCCAGCGAGCGAAGCCCCUGGGCGCUGCAGCAGGAGAAACCAUUGAAACGAAAUCUUCCAAACCGGUGCCUAAGCCGCGAGCCGGCACGAGGAAAUCCGCACUGGAGCCCCCUGAAGUGGACCAAGACUCCCAGUCUCAUGCCAGCGUCUCCUGGGUCGUGGACCCCAAACAGGACUCCAAGCGGACCCUCAGCACUAACUGAUCUCCGGGCAGCUGUCUCCUACCACGGAAAUGUAGUAACGGGGCAGAGACCUCGGAAGCAGUGACCUGCUGACGUGAAGAUCAUCUCCAUCUGGCACCGGUGGCUGCCUCAGAGGCGGGGGCUCGGUGGGGGCUCCUAAAGCAGAGGGGGGAGAGAGGGAUCCCAGCCACCGGCUGAGCAAAAGCAGCUCCCUCCAUUUCUAGCAAGGAAAAGUUGAGACUUCCGAGAGCGAUGUCACCUUUUCUAGUUUGAGACAAAUGUCUUUCGACCCGUUUUUGUUAUUUUAUAACGUGUGAGCAAAUCCAGUUCACAGUUUAAAUGUAGCACUGCAGGUUUUUGGGGGAGGAAAAAAAAAAACAAAAAACAAAAUACCCUUUUUUUUACUGAGAAUCCACGCAGUCCAGCAAGGAGUACAGUAGAAAGUCUUAGCAGUGGGAGUGGUGUGUGCAUCUCUAACGGUACUUAAACCUGCUUCGGUUCUGGGUGAACAGUAGAGAACGCCAAAUUCUUGGAAAUAACUUUCUCCAGCAGGAGAAGCCUUGCAGGGUAAGUCUGUGUCCUUGGGUUUCCAAACUGCUCCAGGCUUCUUUUAGAGCGAAUGGAAAUAACUUAAGGAAAAGAAUCUGCAAAGGAUCUUUCACCCCCCAAGUGGUUGUGGCCAAGUAUUCCCAUCGGUACGAAGCUUCCCCUCAGAGGACUCUGGCGUUGCAAUACUUGACAUUUCUAUGGCAAGGACACCAUUUCUUCCCGUUUCCGCACUGAAUACCUGGAGACAACGCCCUUCUCCAGCCUCCUGUGCACCCGUCUUGUUUUUAAAUGCAGUUAUGCCCUGAAGGGUUGGGGUUGGUUGGUUGUUUUCUUUUUUUAAAAAAAAGUACAUUCAAUUGUGAUUUAGCACUUUUUUGAUACUAGCUCAUUAUUUAAUUAGUGCAACUUUCAGAAGAUGAACAAAUAAGGAGUUAAAUUUUGGGCAUUACACUGAAACAGUCCGUACCUGAGGAUAAAUCAUAUUAACCUGAGGAUGUCAAAGCCCGGUAUCCCCAAAAAUCACCGUCUCAAAGGUGCUGUGUGCUUGGUUUUCUUUGAAUUACCAGAGUAUUUAGCAGUAGGUUUGGCUGUGACUGAUGUUCUCGCAGUCCUGUUCCCCUCCAGGGAGAGACGUUCAAAUGGUUGUGAUUUUUUUCUUUCUUCAGACGCAAAAACGUAGCGCAGCACAUUUGUUGUGAUCACAGGCCUCCCCGUGGCUGGGGACGGGGUUCCCUGCUGCUCUCCUAGAACGAUAACGCCCAAAUAAUUAGUGUUUAACUCCAGUUGCUGCUGUAUGUCAGGACGUCAUUGAGUCUCUCCAGCCAGCGAGGCUGGGAGAGAAGUGAACCGUAAUCCCAAGGGCAUAGACCUGUAAAUGAUUAGAAAGGGGGAAGUGGAGAUUAUUAUUAUUUUUUUUUUAAGUUGAUGAAUUUAGGAAACUUAACAUUCCUUGUUAUGCAUAUGUUGCAAUUCAUACUGGUGUAAGUGUAAAUAUUUGGUGUGUUGGCAACAAGUCUUUUUGGAGAGAUUGCAAAUUGAACCUCUGCUUGGGAGGAGGGACACCUUUCUUUUGGAAUUUUUUUGGUGGUUUUGGUUUUUUUUUGCUGCAUGAGCUUUUGGAAGAUCGGCUUGGAGGUGACGUGGUGAUGAAGACUCCAAUCUCCAAGGGAUGGGGUUGACCCUGGUGGUCCUUCCCAGUCCCGCGUGUAAUCCUAUGGGUGUCUUUAGUGAUCCAACAGUUCUUUAGCCAGAUACUCUCUUUUCUCACUUCAGAGGCAAAAGCAAUUGUUUUGGGAACGCAUCUCCCCUUCUAUUUCGAUGGGUUUUUCUCAAGGUACCUUCACGCUGGAGACCAGCCCUGGACCAGGCCAGUCACUGUCUCCCAGUCGUCCCAGCGUCGCGCAGUGCUCUGGCUGCUCCUCCUCCCCACAGGGUUUGCGGUGUCUGGAGGGAAGUGCCCUAAAUUUCUGGUGCUGAACAGGACUUGGAAUCAAAACGCAUCUGCUGUAUUACCUGCCUGGGAAAAAAUGGUGCUGCCCUGGGCCUCGCUCCCCUUUUUAAGGAGUUUGUUUUUUACAGGCUUUUUGGGUUGUGCACGCCAUGAGUCCAGGCUGAGAACUCAAGAGCUAAACCAAGAUGCAGAGUUGUCUUUUUUUUUUUUUUUUUUUAUAGGAGGGGAUGAUUUUUUUUGUCCAAAUUGAAGCUGCUUUAUCCUUUUUAAUUUUGUAUUUACAAAAAAAAAUGUAAAAAAAAAAAAAGGCUAAUUUUAGCUGUUCAGCUUUGAACUCACGUUGGGCUUGUUCUUUUUAGAAGUUAUGCAACUUUGGCGGGUACGUGCCUGUCCCCCCGUCCCAGGGAGACGAUACGGCACCUUCCAGGACGUACCUCGAGUCCGUACCUUCCCCAGGCUGCUGAGACACAGACCCGAUGCCAAA
Calidris pugnax (ruff) is the source of this 5478-nucleotide messenger RNA. RefSeq names its product ankyrin repeat and sterile alpha motif domain containing 1A (gene ANKS1A). NCBI's taxonomy places the organism in Eukaryota, Metazoa, Chordata, Aves, Charadriiformes, Scolopacidae. Bases 35 to 3016 code for a protein of 993 amino acids. Gene Ontology annotation, molecular function: protein binding. The transcript is spliced from 22 exons. Gene Ontology annotation, cellular component: cytosol. The record is from RefSeq and is a predicted model, not a curated record.